GCACAAAAUUCUAGUUCGUUUCUUUUAUUUGUCGAGGUUCAUUUCAACAAUGAAUCCGCAUUCUACCAUAUAAGAAGAUGGGAAAACAGUCAAUGACUUCUAUACAGUGACCAAUAAUACAGGACAUAAAAUGGGAUUCUGCUUUUGAAACCAGAAUUUGUGGUAUCCUUGUUCAAACAUUGGUUUAAAUUUCUCAUUUUUAAAUAUUUCAAUAAGCUGCUCAUGUGUUAGAAUGGAUUCAUCUGUGAUUGAGGUAGUUUGUCCAUGCGUUAAAGUCAGUAAUAUCCAUGUGAAGAAUGUUUCCAAAUCUUUUAUUUAUGUUGUCAAAGAAUAGUACCUAAUAGACAUAAUAUAUUAAACAGUGUUAUUGACAAAUAUAGAUCUAUAGGGCGAGUUGAUUUGUGUUCAAAUUAUCUGAUUGCUUAAACUAGCUUAUAGAUCUAGCGACGAAAUAAAGAAAAUUAAAUGCAAUUUUUCUCUUCCUUUGUACCCCCUACGAUUGUCUCAGGCUCCGCGGAUCACAGUUUGAAUAUUAGAUAAGAAGAUGUCUUUUGCCACGAGAUUAGAACCUUUGAAAGUCUUAAUUAAUUAAAUUGAAUAUUUUACGACUACCAAGAAAUGUCGAUAGGUCUUUAGGCUAGAAACGAACUUGACCAAUCAUUUAUUUUUUUCUCUAUUUUCCACACUCGUUAGCUCUAGUCUAGAUUAUCUAAUCUAGAUUCUAGAAUCUAUAUAGUUAGGCUCUAUCUUUAGAUCUAGAAUAUAUUUCUAGAUAGGCAUGAAAUCUAGAUCUACAAUCUACAACCAGUGUGUGUUCUGGUCAGGUACAUCUUAUGGAGUGAAAACUAUGGUUUGACUAAUGAGAAUUGCCAGAACCGACUAACCUCUUUUCAAGGACAUGCCGAGGCGCUUAAGAAAACCAAACUACACUCAUGAGGAGACCAUGAUUCUUUUGGAGCACCUUGACAUGCACAAGCAUGUGAUCUACGGCAAAGGGAGCAACCAAGAGCGGGCGGACGUCUGGGCAGCAAUCACCGUAGCCGUCAACUCCAUACCAAACAGUGCAGGCAGAACAAAGAAGGAGCUCAAACAUCGGUGGAAGGACUUGACACAUAGGAUGAGGCUACUAGAAAAGAAGAUCAAAGACUCCGAAGACGAGAAAGCAAGAGUGAACAUUUCCCCCUAUUAUUACCUAGUCAUGAAGAUUCUAGGAGAAAAGAAUGAAUUCAAUGGGUAUUCAAUAACAGCUGGGGAAGAGAAAAAUGAAUCCACUUUUGUGGGUUUGGAGGACAGUGGUCCUGAAUUGGCAAUAUCUUCUGACCAGGAUGUCAAACCUGAUAAAAACCUUUUGUAUGCUUUGGUAUCAAACUCCUCUGAAGUUUGUGCAAAUGGCUAUCCUUCUAUUGCAGACGCUAAUAACGGCAUGGUGUCAGAUUGCGCCAGUGCUAUAGGCUUGCCUGAGCCAAGUAGUUUUUGUUCUUCCGGUCCAAAUGUAUCUCCUUCCAAGUCUAGAAAGACCUCUCGUCGGGCACAGCCUUCCAUUUCCUCUUCAAGGAAGUCUCUAGCACACUCAAAGUCUAGUUUAAUAUUGGAAAAAAAAGCAGCCACUAGAAGCUCGUCAGCUCGACAUGGUCAUGCAGUCACGAGGCAGUCUCUGCCUACAAUGAGGCUUGACCCGUAUACGCAAGAAGUGUUGGCUAUCGAUGAACUAGAAACAGAUUCGGACACUGAAGAUGACAUUUACUUUCAGCCUCAGACAACUGAAUAUAACAAGUCGAAAUGUCCCAUUCUUGAAAAUGGAGAUGUUACAGCUACAUCCAGAAGGUAUACAGGCAGCCGGUCUCCUAGAAAGAGAAAGCUUUCCUGCGAUGAGAGCUACCUGCAGUCCUUAUCUCUGGAAGAACUGAAACAUGUGUAUCUCAUCAAAAAGAUCCAGAUGGUUUCUCAGAGGACUAGGUGUUUAAAACUGUUGGAAGACAAAUUGGAAUACCAGCUUCAGCACUUGCAUCAUCCUCAUUGAUCACCGUGGCUUGCUGUUAGCAGCAGAUAGAUGUCUGGCUGUUCAGGUAGAUCACUGUGACUUGCUGUUAGCAGCAGAUAGAUGUCUGGCUGUUCAGGUAGAUCACUGUGACUUGCUGUUAGCAGCAGAUAGAUGUCUGGCUGUUCAGGUAGAUCACUGUGACUUGCUGUUAGCAGCUGAUAGAUGUCUGGCUGUUCAGGUAGAUCACUGUGACUUGCUGUUAGCAGCAGAUAGAUGUCUGGCUGUUCAGGUAGAUCACUGUGACUUGCUGUUAGCAGCAGAUAGAUGUCUGGCUGUUCAGGUAGAUCACUGUGACUUGCUGUUAGCAGCUGAUAGAUGUCUGGCUGUUCAGGUAGAUCACUGUGACUUGCUGUUAGCAGCAGAUAGAUGUCUGGCUGUUCAGGUAGAUCACUGUGACUUGCUGUUAGCAGCAGAUAGAUGUCUGGCUGUUCAGGUAGAUCACUGUGACUUGCUGUUAGCAGCAGAUAGAUGUCUGGCUGUUCAGGUAGAUCACUGUGACUUGCUGUUAGCAGCAGAUAGAUGUCUGGCUGUUCAGGUAGAUCACUGUGACUUGCUGUUAGCAGCUGAUAGAUGUCUGGCUGUUCAGGUAGAUCACUGUGACUUGCUGUUAGCAGCUGAUAAUGACAGGCAGAUCAGAUUGUUAGUGCAAAGCUAAAAUUC
This is a messenger RNA of Biomphalaria glabrata, 2701 nucleotides long. RefSeq lists its product as uncharacterized. Bases 899 to 2020 code for a protein of 373 amino acids. The record is from RefSeq and is a predicted model, not a curated record. The transcript is spliced from 5 exons. Gene Ontology annotation, cellular component: nucleus. Lineage: Eukaryota; Metazoa; Mollusca; Gastropoda; Planorbidae.